AUGGGGGAGCCCCCGGCGCCGCCGCCCCUCCCCCCACAGCUGCGCCCCCCCAGGCCGGGGUCCCCCGUGCGGGGGGGGGCUGCGGGUGCAGGUGACCCUGGGGACCCUCACGGCCGUGCUGCCCGAGCAGGGCGGGGCCCCCAGCCCCGCCCACCAGCGCCUGUGGGCGGAGCUCUGCGACGGCCACGCCCACCCCGCCUGGGACCAUGCCCUGCCCUUCCCCCACCUCAGGCUGUCGGCGGGGGGGGCGCAGCUGGGGCUGGACUCGGGGGGCGCGGGGGGGGCCCCGGGGGGGGCUCUCUCUCGCCCGCCUGGAGCUGCUGGAGGAGCUGCCGGGGGGCGCGGCCGCCCCGCCUGCAGGUUCUGUGUUUCCCCACCCCCCCGGCCGCCGGCCCCGCCCCCGCCCAGCCCGUGCUCCGCCUACGCUGGGGCCCCCCCGGCCCCGCCCCCCGCGGGGCCCCGCCCCUCCCCAAGGGCCCCGCCCACCCGCUGGAGCUGGGGGUGGAGCUCCGCCCCCUCGAGGCCGAGCUGGACCUGGGGCUGCUCGAGCGCCUCGGCCCCGCCCUCGCCGCCAUCUUUGGCCCCGCCCAUGACACGCCCAUGGCAGAGGACACGCCCCCUGGAGAGGCGCGGUGGGCGUGGCCCCUGGUGCGGUGGGCGGCGCCGGGGGCGGGGCUGCGGCUGUGGCUGCCCCUGACCGACCUGCGCCCCGCCCCCGCCCGCGCCCCCCCGCCCCGGCUCCGCCCCGAGAGCCUCCGGGUGGGGCUGGGGGCGCCCCGGGGCUGGGCGGGGCCGGGGGGCGGGGCCAUGGCCUGCGAGCACCUGGAAGUGACCUACGAGGCCGAGGACAUGGGGACCCUGCCCUGCCUGCGCGCCGAGCCGGGGCCCGGCCCGGGGGGGGGCCCACGGCAUCCCCACGCUGGAGGUGACGGUGGCCGCGGCCCCCCCCGCAGGGCCCCCCCGGGCCCCCCCCGACCCCGUUCUCCGCCCGGCGCAGCAUCUACGAGAGCCACGAGCUGGUGCUGCCGGGGACCCCCGAGGAGCUGGGGGGCGUUCGUGGGGGGGGCCCUGGGCGGGGCCCCCUGGAGCCUGCAGGUGACGCUGCCCCGCGCCCACCUGAGCCUGACCCCCCCCCGAGCUGCUGCAGCGGCUCUUACAACAGGGGGAGCCCCGAAACCUGGGGAGAAGCCCCCGCACCUGCCGGGGCUCCCCAAACCCCGGGGGUGGCCACGGAACCCGGGCACACCUGGGGGGCUCCUGAGUGGCCGCAGGUGA
Vidua macroura (Pin-tailed whydah) is the source of this 1275-nucleotide messenger RNA. Its product is annotated as basic proline-rich protein-like. NCBI's taxonomy places the organism in Eukaryota, Metazoa, Chordata, Aves, Passeriformes, Viduidae. The coding region runs from base 1 to 1275 and encodes 424 amino acids. The record is from RefSeq and is a predicted model, not a curated record. The transcript has 11 exons.